UAUAAAUGAAAGGACAGCAAGGAGAGCAGAACAAACUCCAAACAGGAGAAGAGUCUCACAUGGCCUAUGAGACAGAGGAUCAUGAGAUUCAAUACUGCUUUCCUGCCAUCAACUCAUCAUGUAUCAAGGGAAAACGCUCCAGACAUGAAUACAAUAUAAUGUAUGUGUUUGUAUCAGUACUGUCCGCAUGGACUGUGUUUCUGAACCUGCUGGUGAUCAUCUCCAUCUCUCACUUCAAGAAGCUUCACACUCCAACCAACCUGAUCAUUCUCUCUCUGGCUUUGGCUGACAUGCUUAUCGGACUUGUGAUGCCCAUAGAGGCCACGAGGCUGAUUGAGUUGUGUUGGUACUUUGGAGAAACUUUUUGUGGACUCUAUUCUAUAUUUAUUUGUAUGCUUCUCACAGCAUCUCUUAGUAAUUUAGUUUUAAUUGCUGUUGAUCGUUAUGUGGCUGUUUGUCACCCUUUACUGUACCUACAGAAAAUAACCAUUACUAAAACAUUAAUAAGCAUCUGUCUGAGCUGGGUUUUUAUCUCAGCUUAUAACAGUGCCUUUAUAAUUAAUAACGGUUAUUUUGAAAUGUUACAGAAAACAAACAUGUGUUAUGGAGAGUGUUCUGUUUUGGUGGGUUUUGCUUGGAGAGUCACUGAUCUGUUCAUGUCUUUUAUUUUUCCUUGUAUCCUGAUCAUAUCUUUAUAUUUGAGAAUUUUCUAUGUUGUACAUCAGCAAGUGAAAGUUAUAAACACCCUGAUGAAGGGUGGCAAAUACAUAAAUGAAGGUUCAGUGAGAAGGAAAUCAGAGAGCAAAGCUGCUCUGACAUUAGGAAUCAUUGUCACAGUUUAUCUGCUUUGUUGGAUUCCGUACUAUAUCUGUUUCAUAUCAGCAGUUUCUUCCACGACCGUAAAUGUUUUGUCAUGGGUCUUGUUUAUUAACUCAGGUCUGAAUCCUAUGAUCUAUGCUUUAUUUUAUCCCUGGUUUAAAAAGACAGUUAAACUCAUCUUAACUCUUAAAAUAUUUCAGGCAACAUCCUCUCUGGUCAAUAUUUUUACAGAACAUAAUUUAUAA
This is a messenger RNA of Carassius carassius (crucian carp), 1064 nucleotides long. Its product is annotated as trace amine-associated receptor 13c-like. Lineage: Eukaryota; Metazoa; Chordata; Actinopteri; Cypriniformes; Cyprinidae. Gene Ontology annotation, molecular function: trace-amine receptor activity. Gene Ontology annotation, cellular component: membrane. The transcript has a single exon. Gene Ontology annotation, biological process: G protein-coupled receptor signaling pathway. Bases 6 to 1064 code for a protein of 352 amino acids. The record is from RefSeq and is a predicted model, not a curated record.